AUGCCGGACGCGCUGCUCGGCACCAGCAGCCACCGCUGCCUCCCGUCGUCGGCCACCGCCGCCUCCAAGCGCAGCAAACUCGAGCGCAAGAAGGCGCGUCUGAACCGCCGCCAACUCGCCGCCGCCGCCGAGCAGACCGCGCGCGCCGCCGAAGCCGAAGCCGCGCGGAUCGCCGCCGUCCGCUGCAGUCGCCUGCGCCGGCUCCCGCCCUGGCUGCCCGCGCUGCCGUCGACCAACGAGCGCGACGCAGCGGUCCUCCGACGCCUCAACGACGCGGCACUGCCGCUGGAGCUCCGUCUCGGCGACGAGAUGCUGCGCUACUGCGUCUACACCGAGCACGUGGUGGCCGCCGCGCGGCGGUCGAUUGACGCGGCCAUUGCGCACAUUGCCGACGGCGUGCGCGCGCUGUGGCCGCACGCGUCGGUCGCGUGCUUUGGCUCGUACUACACCGACCUGUGGCUGCCGUCGAGCGACGUGGACGUGGUGGUCAUGGGGCUGUCGAACGCUGCGGACCGCGACGUGCCCACGCAGUUUGUGCCGGACGGCGUGCGCGAGCUCGAGCGCCUGGCGACCCAACUGCGGCCGCAGAAGACGUGGGUCCAGCGGGUCGACGUCGUCCGCGGCGCCAAAGUGCCCGUGGCCAAGCUGAGCCUGCGGCGCGGGAGUCCGCGCGACGGCGAGACGCUCGUGUCGCUGCGGGUCGACAUCUCGAUCGAGAACGUCCAGACGUGUUACGGCAUGGAAGCGAGCAAGCUGGUGCGGCAGUACGUGCACGAGCUGCCGCGCUUGAAGCCGCUGCUCAUGGUCUUGCGGCAGAUGCUGCGCGAGAAGGCUCUCAACAGCGCGUUCACGGGCGGCUUGAGCUCGUACGCGGUGGCGCUGCUGGCGGUGUUUCUGGUCGAGGCGUCGGACAGUGACGACGGAGGCGACUCGGGGCGGACGCGACGGGGACCGAGCGAGACGCUGCGGGAACGAGAAGCACAGGAGCUCGGCCACCUCUUGCUCGGGUUCCUCGAGUACUACGGCACGGCGUUCGACUACUACUCGACGGGGCUGUCGCUCAAGCCCGAGGCGUUUGGCGCGUACCCGCUGGCUGCGAACUUGUCGAUCGCGAAUGGUUUGCCCCUCAUGCCGCAGCUCAUUAUUGACGACCCCGUGUACAAGAACGGACAGCACAAUGCAGCCGCCGGCGCGUUUGCGCUCGCGCGUGUCGUGGCGGCGUUCGAGAAUUGCUACUUUGCGCUGCGGUAUCAUCGCCCGACGCAGUUUACGCCAACGCCGCUGUGUCAGCUGCUGCACUGGUCGGGCCACACUGUAAAUAACCCUUCAGUCGCUGCGUACUCCACGUCGAAGGAGUAG
Molecule: messenger RNA, 1359 nt
Organism: Hyaloperonospora brassicae
Lineage: Eukaryota; Oomycota; Peronosporomycetes; Peronosporales; Peronosporaceae
Source: the annotation of a GenBank genome assembly